GCCCAGUUGUGGUGUGCGGGGAGCGCUUUGGGAGCAGUAAAGUUAAAUUUGAACAAACGAACAAACCUCAAUUGGAAAUCAUCAUGUCAGCUGUCAAGUGUCAUCACAAGUCUAUAUUUUGUUUUUGUUUAUGUUUUGUGGUUUUUGAGUUUUUUGGAUAUUUUCGAGGAUAUUUUUGUAAUUUUUUAAUGUUUCGUGAUUCAUGGAUUCUCUGUUAUUCCGUUAUUAGAUAAAGUUCAAAAAGACGUUUUUCUAGAUUUUCAUUGAAUAAGUUUUUCAACUUUUAAAGCCAAGUUUCUAAUAAUAAGAGAAGGGAAAUGGCUGUGGCAAUGGAUAUCAAAAAAGAAGUGGACGAGGAAGAUGCUUAUCUAUUGGACGCUGAUUCUCAAUAUUCCUUAAACGAAGCAAUUAAUAUCAAAAUUGAAAACGACCUUGCAGAUUCAAGCGAUGUCUUCAAAAAGAAUGUAUCAAAAAGGGUAAAUACUUGGCCAAGAAGGGUAAAAACUUGCUUUGUACGGGGUUGUCUGAGCAACUCUGAAGGCUUUCCAACUAAAGUUUUGAUUACUAUUCCUCGAAAUGAAAAUCGUAGAAGAGCCUGGUUUGAAGCAGCCAGACAGCCAUAUAUAACUAAUAACAGUACAAGAUAUUGCUGUGAAGAUCAUUUUAACGUGCCAGAUGAUUUUGAAAACUAUAUGAGGUUUAGGUUUAUGGGUGGACCAAUUUUCGUUAAGAAACAUGUAGUUCCUCAUAAGUUUAAAUGGUGGUCCGUCCCUAGUUUGGAGUCAUCCUCAAGAGGCGAGGAAGAAAUAUAUGUGCUCAGCGGCUCUGAAGUGAGGCCUAAUUGGAAACAUUACGAGUCCAUGAAAUUUUUGAAUGAUUGUAUGGUAGCACCACGGGCUAUAACCAGCAUAAUAGGAGUACAAGAUAUGCCAGCCUCUACGUCCACAAGUCCAGAACCUCAAAUUCCAAAAAGAACCAAAAGAUUGAGACAAAGACUCGAUGAAAGAGAAGAAUCAACAUCUGUUAUCGUUGAGACAAUAAGUUUACCUCCCCCACCAAUUUCAAUUCCUUCACCGACCAUAAAUCCGAUAUGCCAGCGGUUGUCUGAAAUGUUAGGCACAUUGAACGGAGAAGAUCGCCUGGAUCUUGAAAUUGAAUUAUUGCAAUUAGCAAAAAAAUUUAUUAAUGAAAACAAAAAAAAUUGAAUAAACAUUGAAAUGACCCUUUUUUAUUAAUUUGUCCUUCUGAAUAUUUAAAAAUGGAUUUAGAAUUUCUUUGUAGUUAAGUGUUUAAUUGAUAAAAGUAAAGUAUUAAACGAAUAAUUAAGAAUUUGUCACAUUAUAACAGACAACUGCACCAUCAAACAUAACGUGAGAUGUUAAAUAACUCCUCACUUUGGCCGCAUUAAGAAAAGGAGUUAUUAUUUUAGGCAAUGGAUAUCAAAGAAGUAGUGGAUGUGAAAGAUGUUUGUUUUAAUACACACAUUAAUAAUGAAUAUUUCCCAGAAGACGCACAGUUUAAUCGCAAAACGUUCCUGAAGUUAAUAGGUUGUCUGGUAAUGGGUAACUUGAUGACGCAUCUGAGGUGCCUUAUGGGGAUUUGCAUUAUGUUAAGGCACCCCAGAUGACGUCAUAAACUUAUGCUUUCAGUGAGACAGUGGCCCCAUCUAAGAUACAAAUUUAGUCACUGUAAAAUAGUCUGCCACCUAUCGAACAUUCGCAGAGAAUGUGUGCAACUAUCUCCUCGUCCUCC
Messenger RNA from Ceutorhynchus assimilis (cabbage seed weevil), 1752 nucleotides. The record is from the annotation of a GenBank genome assembly. Lineage: Eukaryota; Metazoa; Arthropoda; Insecta; Coleoptera; Curculionidae.